AUGUACACCAAAGUUCUCAGAAAUUCCUUAAUGACUGAUCUUGUAACUCAGAUAACCGGUUUUAGAAAAGAAUAAAUCAGAGCAGUGUAAUAAAAUGUAACACCUAUGACUCAGACAUAAGAGAAAGAUGUUCCAGUUAAGAUAAUGGUACCUGAAAUUCAACUUAUUAAAUUAUAAAAAUGUUUACCUCAAUUAAACAGCAGUCAAAAUAUAAAUAAUAUUCGCAGUCCAGUAAAAUCUCCAACUAAUGCCAAAAACUAAAAGGUGAAGAUUAUAAAUCCAGUGCUAAUUAGUAGCAGUUAAAAAUAGAAGCAGAGGCAAACUCACUCGCCUCCUAAACGUAUGAAUUUUUCGCUUAAAAGUCCGAUCAAAAAUACUCAAUAGUUUUUGACAAAAGAGACACCAGAAAGAGCAUAGAUUUAGAACAAAGUUGUAUAAUCUUCGAAAAAUAGAGCUCAAUCAUAAAUUAAAAACUUCCUAUCUCAAACUUGUACAGGCAAUUCAGCAAAGAAAUUCAAGAGUCGUAAUUUGAGCAUCAUUGGCCUUGAAAGUAAUACACUUUCCUAGACUUUUGUUGAAUCUGAAGUAGACCUGAACAGCAGCUUCAAUAAAUCUUCUUAUUUGAAUGGACUGCAGACCAAGUACAAAACAAAUAAAAAGAGCGGCUAGUCAGCAGCAAAGGAAAACAAGAAGAACUAAUUUAGUAAGUACUUGACUAAUAAUAAGGGAGGAAACUAUUAAGGACUUAUUGCUCAUUCUCAAAAGAGCACUUAACUUACUGAGCCUGGUAACCAAACUUUCAUAGAUAAAAUACUUGAGUAAACUAGAUCUAACUCCAAGCAAAGAAACUCAUCAAUGAACAGGCAAUUAAAAUCAAAUGAUGUCAUUUAAAACUUCAGGCAAAACAAAAUCAACCUGGAGAAAAAUCUGCAGGAAUUAUUGACCUAAAAACAACCUAAAAGUCCUAAGCAAAAUACUCUCAAAAAUAUGAAAAGCCCAGCAAAAAAUAAUAAAAACUAAAAUAAUAAUGAAAAUUAAAUUACUAAGUCAGCUUCAAAAGAUUUAAAAUAACUACUGAAUCAAAGCUAAAUAGUUGCUCAAACUAAAUAAAUCAAAAGCCCUGCUAAGCAGCUAGGUAGAAGUCCAAAUAGAGUGAAUCUUGGGAGAUAACCUAUGGAUAAGAAGUAAAAGCAGUAAACCUUGGUAUUAACUGAGAAAAGAAUUGAAACUAAUGUGGCUAGAAAUGUGAGACCGAGUGAUAUAGUUAAGGACUCGUAUUAAUCUUUGAAAUCUUUUUUAAAGGAAAUUAAUGAAAUAAGCACUGACAAUGAAAGUGAAAGCGCUGCUAUUAAUCUUGAGAUUAAAAUUGAAUAACCUUAAGUCCAAGAAUAAGAAUAUCAGCAAGCUAACCUUAAUAAUACAUAUGGAACUUUGUGGAUUCUAGAUGAGUUAAUGGAGAAGAGGUUUGAAUUAUAACAAACUAAAAAUGAAGUUUUAGCUGACUCAUGA
Molecule: messenger RNA, 1509 nt
Organism: Stylonychia lemnae
Lineage: Eukaryota; Ciliophora; Spirotrichea; Sporadotrichida; Oxytrichidae
Source: the annotation of a GenBank genome assembly